This is a messenger RNA of Neoarius graeffei (lesser salmon catfish), 3097 nucleotides long. RefSeq names its product receptor-type tyrosine-protein phosphatase eta-like. The coding region runs from base 383 to 3097 and encodes 904 amino acids. NCBI's taxonomy places the organism in Eukaryota, Metazoa, Chordata, Actinopteri, Siluriformes, Ariidae. The record is from RefSeq and is a predicted model, not a curated record. Gene Ontology annotation, molecular function: protein binding. The transcript is spliced from 13 exons.
GAGAGAGAGAUGAUUGUGCUAUAGUGAGCUCUGUAGGCUUGUGACUGAGGAGGCGGAACUACUGCACACCACCAGGCCAUCAGUAGUGACUACUUGGUGCCCGAUGGCUGCUCCACCCAGUGCUGUAAAUUCAAACAACUUUCUUCCUUUAUCUCACUGUGAUACCUGACACUCUCUUGGACGGUUUGUGGCUGCGAGUUUUGGUAUUCUUUUAUUUCCUUUUUUUAUUGUUGAUCUAUUUGUUAAUUAUUUUUAGCGAACUUUUAAAACAUUACCAGUACUUGAACUGUCUUGCGCUCGAGGCGGAGCGUCCUUACAGAAGGAGGUGAGUUCGCAGCAGGAGCAAACUUCUAACGGGACUUAUGAGACCGAGACAGGCAUCAUGACCUGGCUUUCGUUAAGAAUGUUACUCCUUGUGACUCUCUUCAGCUUCUGUCGGCUUAAUCAGAACGUACAAGCUCAAACCACAGAUGUUGUCACCAAUCUCACUGUCUCUGACAAAACCACAUCAUCUGUGUCUCUAACCUGGAAUAAGCCAAAUGGAACCUGGUCCUACUUUAAUGUAACCUGGACUGAUGGCAGUGUGACUAACAGCAGUAACACUUCAAGCACACCUUACACUGUCACUGGUCUGACUGCUGGAGUGAACUAUACAUUCACUGUUACUGCAGUAGCUGCAGAUAACCAAACUACAGGAGCACCAAUUAAAAACUCAGCAUUCACAAAGCCAGAUGUUGUCACCAGUCUCACUGUGUCUAACAAAACCACAUCAUCUGUGUCUCUUACCUGGAAUAAGCCAAAUGGCAACUGGUCCUACUUUAAUGUAAACUGGACUGAUGGCAGUGUGACUAACAGCAAUAACACUUCCAGCACAUCUUACACUGUCACUGGUCUGACUGGUGGAGUGAACUAUACAUUCACUGUUACUGCAGUAGCUGCAGAUGGACAGACUGCAGGAGCACCAACUCAAGUCUCAGCAUUCACAAAUCCAGGUGCUGUUGCCAGUCUCACUGUCUCUAACAAAACCACAUCAUCUGUGUCUCUAACCUGGAAUGAGCCAAAUGGAACCUGGUCCUACUUUAAUGUAAACUGGACUGGUGGCAGUGUGACUCACAGCAGUAACACUUCAAGCACAUCUUACACUGUCACUGGUCUGACUGCUGGAGUGAACUAUACAUUCACUGUUACUGCAGUAGCUGCAGAUGGUGAAACUAAAGGCAAAAUAACGCAAAACUCAGCAUUCACAAAUCCAGAUGUUGUCACCAAUCUCACUGUCUCUAACAAAACCACAUCAUCUGUGUCUCUAACCUGGAAUAAGCCAAAUGGAACCUGGUCCUACUUUAAUGUAAACUGGACUGGUGGCAGUGUGACUAACAGCAAUAACACUUCAAGCACAUCUUACACUGUCACUGGUCUGACUGCUGGAGUGAACUAUACAUUCACUGUUACUGCAGUAGCUGCAGAUGGACAGACUGCAGGAGCACCAACUCAAAUCUCAGCAUUCACAAAUCCAGGUGCUGUUGCCAGUCUCACUGUCUCUAACAAAACCCCAUCAUCUGUGUCUCUAACCUGGAAUCAGCUAAAUGGAACCAGGUCCUACUUUAAUGUAACCUGGACUGGUGGCAGUGUGACUCACAGCAGUAACACUUCAAGCGCAUCUUACACUGUCACUGGUCUGACUGCUGGAGUGAACUAUACAUUCACUGUUACUGCAGUAGCUGCAGAUGGACAGACUGCAGGAGCACCAACUCAAAUCUCAUCAUUCACAAAUCCAGAUGUUGUCACCUAUCUCACUGUCUCUAACAAAACCACAUCAUCUGUGUCUCUAACCUGGAAUGAGCCAAAUGGAACCUGGUCCUACUUUAAUGUAACCUGGACUGGUGGCAGUGUGACUAACAGCAGUAACACUUCCGGCACAUCUUACACUGUCACUGGUCUGACUGCUGGAGUGAACUAUAUAUUCACUGUUACUGCAGUAGCUGCAGAUGGACAGACUGCAGGAGCACCAACGCAAAUUUCAGCAUUCACAAAUCCAGAUGUUGUCACCAGUCCCACUGUCUCGGACAAAACCACAUCAUCUGUGUCUCUAACCUGGAAUAAGCCAAAUGGGAACUGGUCCUACUUUAAUGUAAACUGGACUGGUGGCAGUGUGACUAACAGCAGUAACACUUCAAGCACAUCUUACACUGUCACUGGUCUGACUGCUGGAGUGAACUAUACAUUCACUGUUACUGCAGUAGCUGCAGAUGGACAGACUGCAGGAGCACCAACUCAAAUCUCAGCAUUCACAAAUCCAAAUGUUGUCACCAGUCUCACUGUCUCUAACAAAACCACAUCAUCUGUGUCUCUAACCUGGAAUGAGCCAAAUGGGAACUGGUCCUACUUUAAUAUAAACUGGACUGAUGGCAGUGUGACUAACAGCAGUAACACUUCAAGCACAUCUUACACUGUCACUGGUCUGACUGCUGGAGUGAACUAUAUAUUCACUGUUACUGCAGUAGCUGCAGAUGGACAGACUGCAGGAGCACCAACUCAAAUCUCAUCAUUCACAAAUCCAGAUGUUGUCACCAGUCUCACUGUCUCUAACAAAACCACAUCAUCUGUGUCUCUAACCUGGAAUGAGCCAAAUGGAACCUGGUCCUACUUUAAUGUAACCUGGACUGAUGGCAGUGUGACUAACAGCAGUAACACUUCAAGCACAUCUUACACUGUCACUGGUCUGACUGCUGGAGUGAACUAUACAUUCACUGUUACUGCAGUAGCUGCAGAUGGACAGACUGCAGGAGCACCAACUCAAAUCUCAGCAUUCACAAAGCCAGAUGUUGUCACCAGGCUCACUGUCUCUAACAAAACCCCGUCAUCUGUGUUUCUAACCUGGAAUGAGCCAAAUGGGAACUGGUCCUACUUUAAUGUAACCUGGACUGAUGGCAGUGUGACUAACAGCAAUAACACUUCAAACACAUCUUACACUGUCACUGGUCUGACUGCUGGAGUGAACUAUACAUUCACUGUUACUGCAGUAGCUGCAGAUGGACAGACUGCAGGAGCACCAACUCAAAUCUCAGCAUUCACAAGGUCAGGAGCCAAUAUUCAAUAA